GCUCAGAUUUCAUUGAAAAAAUCACCUGCUUUGGUCAUUUUAUUACGCCAUAAAAUGGAAACUCCUUUUCAGCCCAUGUUAAACCUUUUCUAGUUUUCUCUUUUCUUAUACCCAAACACACACAACACAAGUCACAUUUUUUGGCUUUUAAAACAGAGAGAGAGAGAGAGAGAGAGAGAGAUUACAAAGAUCAGAAUCAGACAGGCUAGCUUAGCUCCAUGUCUGACUCACUCUUAACUUUCUAUUCUCUUUCAGCCAUUCUUGCUCUUCUCCCAAUCUUCAUCUUCAUUCUCAUCAAAAGAAAGCAAAGCAAACCCAGGCUCAACCUUCCCCCAGGUAACAUGGGUUGGCCAUUUCUUGGUGAAACCAUUGGCUAUUUGAAGCCUUAUUCUGCCACCACAAUAGGGGAAUUCAUGGAGCAACACAUAGCAAGGUAUGGUACAAUUUACAAGUCAAAACUGUUUGGGGAGCCAGCAAUAGUGUCAGCAGAUGCAGGACUCAACAGGUUCAUUCUACAAAACGAAGGGAAAUUGUUCGAGUGCAGCUAUCCUAGAAGCAUCGGUGGAAUACUAGGAAAAUGGUCCAUGUUGGUCUUAGUUGGUGACAUGCAUAGAGACAUGCGGGUUAUAUCACUCAACUUUCUAAGCCACGCCAGGCUCAGAACACACCUCUUGAAAGAGGUGGAGAAGCAAUCCCUCUUGGUUCUGAACUCUUGGAGCCAAAAUUCCAUAUUCUCAGCCCAAGAUGAAGCUAAGAAGUUCACCUUCAAUUUAAUGGCUAAGCAUAUCAUGAGCAUGGAUCCUGGGGAUAUCGAGACAGAGCAACUAAAGAAAGAGUACGUCACUUUCAUGAAAGGGGUGGUUUCCGCGCCAUUGAAUUUACCUGGAACUGCAUACCGAAAGGCAUUGAAGUCUCGGUCCAUUAUACUAAAGUUCAUAGAGGGGAAAAUGGAAGAGAGAGUUAGAAGAAUCCAAGAGGGGAAUGAGAGUUUGGAGGAAGAUGAUCUUCUAAACUGGGUUUUGAAGCAUUCGAAUCUUUCAACGGAGCAAAUUCUUGACUUGAUUCUCAGCUUGCUCUUCGCUGGCCAUGAAACUUCGUCGGUAGCCAUAGCUCUAGCCAUUUAUUUCUUACCCGGUUCUCCUCAAGCUAUACAACAGUUAAGGGAAGAACACAGAGAAAUUGCCAGAGCCAAAAAGCAAACAGGGGAAGUUGAACUCACUUGGGAUGACUACAAACGAAUGGAAUUUACUCAUUGUGUUGUGAACGAGACACUUAGGUUGGGAAAUGUUGUGAGGUUUCUCCACAGGAAGGCUGUGAAAGAUGUUAGCUAUAAAGGUUAUGACAUUCCAUGUGGGUGGAAAGUCCUUCCGGUGAUUGCAGCCGUGCAUCUGGAUCCUUCACUUUUUGACCAACCUCAACACUUCAAUCCAUGGAGAUGGCAGAACAAUGGUAGUCGUGGUGGAAGUUGUUCAAGCAAGAACACAGCAAACAACAACUUUCUUCCGUUCGGAGGAGGACCACGAUUAUGUGCAGGAUCAGAGUUAGCUAAGCUUGAAAUGGCUGUUUUCAUUCACCAUCUCAUUCUCAACUACCAUUGGGAAUUGGCUGAUACGGAUCAAGCUUUUGCCUACCCUUUUGUCGACUUCCCCAAAGGCCUACCCAUUAGAGUCCAAGCCCACUCUUUGCUUUGAGAAAAAUUAGUUAGUAAGUUCACCCCAAAUAUGUAAUAACUCCAAGCCUAGCCAAUAACAGAGUCACACCUUGAUCUAAAUCAAACUACGUGAAGAAUUUGAAGUUCCUAGCUCCAAUGGCAUUCCAUACAAAUCAAAAAUAUUUCCGACUUUCUCGCGUACAAAGGGAAGAGAAAAAUAUUAAGUACAAUUGUACAAAGACAGGCAUUAGGACCACUUCCCUUUCUUCUUCUUCCUUUUCCUUCAAUUCCCCCUCUAGGCUGUAGUAGAUUUUUACUGCCCCGUACCCCCACCCUCCCUCACAUUGUACAUUUUUAUAUAUUCCUCCCAAAUGCCCACCUCGAGUGAAUAUUUACUCAUUUUUAUUUUCCCACUAUUGUAUUGUAAUCUAUCUUUCUUACUAUAUAUCAUACUCCCAAUUAUCUUUUGUGUAUAAAUCAUUUACGUUCUGUUGCUUUCCUUCA
Messenger RNA from Glycine soja, 2155 nucleotides. Its product is annotated as cytochrome P450 90B1-like. Lineage: Eukaryota; Viridiplantae; Streptophyta; Magnoliopsida; Fabales; Fabaceae. The coding region runs from base 219 to 1691 and encodes 490 amino acids. Gene Ontology annotation, molecular function: oxidoreductase activity, acting on paired donors, with incorporation or reduction of molecular oxygen; heme binding; iron ion binding. The transcript is spliced from 8 exons. Gene Ontology annotation, biological process: sterol metabolic process. The record is from RefSeq and is a predicted model, not a curated record.